AAGUGAACUUUCUAAAAUGGCUUCAAAAGCCGAUGCUACCCACAAACAGGCGGAAGAGCAAGAGAUUCUGCCACCGGAAUGUAUGGUGGAGGAGGUGGCGUUAGUAGUGCCUGAAACCGACGACCCAUCACUACCGGUGCUGACAUUCCGAGCAUGGACUCUGGGACUGGCGUCAAGCACCCUUUUAAUAUUCCUAAACACUUUCUUCAUAUAUCGAACACAGCCUUUAACCAUAUCGGCGAUUCUGAUGCAAAUUGCGGUUUUGCCAAUCGGCAAGUUCAUGGCUGCCACCUUGCCCACCAAGGAGUAUCGGUGGAUGGGUUAUAGCUUUAGCCUCAACCCAGGUCCAUUCAACAUGAAGGAGCACGUGAUUAUCACUGUGUUUGCCAACUGUGGAGUUUCGAUGGGUGGAGGUGAUGCUUAUUCCAUUGGAGCCAUUACAGUUAUGAAAGCUUAUUAUAGACAAAGUUUGAAUUUCCUUUGUGGCUUGCUUAUUGUCUUGACUACUCAGAUGGUGGGAUAUGGAUGGGCAGGGAUGUUGAGGAGGUAUUUGGUUGAUCCGGUGGAAAUGUGGUGGCCUGCAAACCUUGCUCAGGUUUCUCUCUUUAGAGCACUGCACGAGAAGGAGACGAAAGCACAAGGGAUGACAAGAAUGAGAUUUUUCAUGAUUUUCUUGAUUGCCAGUUUUGCAUAUUAUGCAUUUCCUGGCUAUAUUUUUCCAAUCCUCACUUUCUUUUCAUGGGUGUGUUGGGCUUGGCCGAACAGCAUAACUGCACAGCAGAUCGGUUCUGGCUACCAUGGCUUGGGAGUAGGCGCCUUCACCCUCGAUUGGGCAGGCAUUUCAGCCUACCAUGGAAGCCCACUGGUCACACCUUGGACUUCUAUCGUCAAUGUUGGAGUUGGGUUCAUCAUGUUUGUCUACAUAAUCGUUCCUAUUUGUUACUGGAAGUUCAACACAUUUGAUGCCCAAAAGUUCCCCAUAUUCUCUAAUCAGCUAUUCACAGGCACUGGCCAUAAGUAUGACACCACUAGAAUCUUGACCCCUCAGUUCGAUCUCAACAUUGCUGCAUAUGAGAGUUAUAGUAAGCUCUACUUGAGUCCACUCUUUGCACUUUCGAUUGGAUCAGGAUUUGCCAGGUUCACAGCCACCCUCACACAUGUCGCCCUAUUUCAUGGCGGGGAUAUAUGGAAGCAGAGUAAAUCUGCAGCAAAGAAUGUGAAAAUAGACAUCCAUGCAAAGCUGAUGAAGACUUAUAAACAAGUUCCUCAAUGGUGGUACCUUGUGUUGUUAGUGGGGAGCAUUGCUUUAUCGCUUGUAAUGUGUUUUGUUUGGAAAGAAGAUGUGCAACUCCCGUGGUGGGGUUUUCUCUUCGCUUUUGCCUUGGCUUGGAUCGUUACCCUCCCUAUUGGAGUCAUUCAGGCAACGACCAACCAGCAACCUGGAUAUGAUAUCAUCGCACAGUUCAUAAUUGGUUAUGUUUUGCCGGGAAAGCCCAUUGCAAAUUUGCUUUUUAAGAUCUAUGGGAGAAUCAGCACCAUUCAUGCUCUCUCCUUUUUAUCUGACCUUAAGCUCGGUCACUACAUGAAAAUCCCACCUCGAUGCAUGUUCACAGCUCAGUUGGCAGGAACUCUAGUUGCAGGGACAGUGAAUCUUGCGGUUUCAUGGUGGAUGUUAGAGAACAUUGAGAACAUUUGUGAUAUCGAGGGUCUUCAUCCAGAGAGUCCAUGGACAUGUCCCAAAUUCCGAGUUACAUUUGAUGCUUCUGUUAUAUGGGGACUCAUUGGACCACAACGACUGUUUGGACCUGGAGGUUUGUACAGAAACCUUGUGUGGCUGUUUCUAGUUGGAGCAUUUUUGCCUGUGCCUGUUUGGAUCUUGAGCAAGAUUUUCCCUGAAAAGAAAUGGAUUCCCUUGAUUAACAUCCCUGUUAUAUCUUAUGGUUUUGCUGGGAUGCCACCGGCAACUCCUACAAACAUUGCAAGCUGGCUUAUCACUGGAAUGAUAUUUAACUACUUUGUGUUCAAGUACCGGAAACAAUGGUGGCAAAAGUACAACUACGUCUUAUCAGCUGCACUCGAUGCUGGGACAGCUUUCAUGGGUGUGGUGUUGUUUUUUGCACUUCAGAACGAGGGGGUUGAUUUGAAAUGGUGGGGAUCGAAGCCGGAUCACUGUCCUUUAGCAACUUGCCCAACAGCACCAGGGAUUAAUGUUACAGGAUGCCCAAUUUUCUAGGGGCGAAAUUGUAAAAGUUGAAUAAGAGAUAUGGGUAUUUGUUUGUUUGUAUGGUUACUCAUCAAUUUUGUUAGCUGAAUGUGGUCUAACCAUUUGCUGAACAUGUUCCAUUGGUAGAAAUCUGUGGUUCCAAUUUGAUUUCGAAAAGGCAUCGUUGCACAAUUUC
This is a messenger RNA of Cynara cardunculus var. scolymus (artichoke), 2399 nucleotides long. Its product is annotated as oligopeptide transporter 3-like. The transcript is spliced from 5 exons. Gene Ontology annotation, molecular function: oligopeptide transmembrane transporter activity. The coding region runs from base 17 to 2233 and encodes 738 amino acids. NCBI's taxonomy places the organism in Eukaryota, Viridiplantae, Streptophyta, Magnoliopsida, Asterales, Asteraceae. The record is from RefSeq and is a predicted model, not a curated record. Gene Ontology annotation, biological process: transmembrane transport.